Molecule: messenger RNA, 1062 nt
Organism: Anastrepha ludens (Mexican fruit fly)
Lineage: Eukaryota; Metazoa; Arthropoda; Insecta; Diptera; Tephritidae
Product: proteasome assembly chaperone 2
Exons: 1
Coding region: 223-951 (242 amino acids)
Biological process (GO): proteasome assembly
Cellular component (GO): nucleus; cytosol
Source: RefSeq, a predicted model, not a curated record
CUAAUGCAUUCAAAAUCAUUUUAAACGAAAAAAAGUUUUUAUUAUAUUUUAUUAGAACCACAUGUAUAUAAAAUAUACAAUAUCCGGUACCAUUGUCUCCUAAUAAAAUCAAAAUUUAUUAAGUGGCAUCUCUGUAAGGAAAAUCGAACAAAGCUGCAUUACUUUCAAUUUCUGAACUGAAUUAUUUGUUUACGAUUUCUUACUUCUAACUAAAUAUUAAAUAUGUUGCAAAUGAAGAAUAGAUCUACACUAGACCUUAAAGAAUACACUGUAAUAAUACCAAGCAUAUGUGUGGGAAAUGCGGCGCAGCUAGCAUGCGAUUUGUUAAUUGCAUCCAAGAAGAUGCAGAGAGUGGCAAGUCUCAUGCACCCAGCAUUGAUUCCUGUCUUUGGACCAUCAGCUUACCAACAUGAGCCCGAGGAAAGAGUAGCUGCUUGUGAAAUUUAUGAAUGUGCCAGCAAUAAAUUGGUCGUUAUACAAUUUCGAACACCACUUAUAUCUCGUCAUGCACAAAGUUUGCAUAAUUACUUAGCUGACUUGGUGCAACAAGCCCGAAGAGUAGUGAUACUCAGUGCGAGUUUCGGAUUUGAAAAACGUGAAAUAGGAACUUCACCCUAUGAAUACUGUGUGUCUGAGCGAUUUCGUGAAAGUCAUAAUACGCAAUUAGCGAAUGUGAAAUGGAUGGAGUUUAAGGGCGAGAUGAUUUUUGGCGGUGGUAAUGGACUGCAGCUUUUCCGCUUAUUAAAAGAAAAGGAAGUGCCUGUUAUGCUAUUAUUUCGGUAUGUGUUGGAAGGCGAUAACUCGACGGAUGCUACACUUAUAGUCCGAGAGUUGAACGAUUUGUGCUCAAGCUUUUUACAAUUAGAGGCAGAGGAUAAAACGAUAAAGUUAACCGUUCCUGUGUCUUGGAAAUUACUAUUUGGGAACGAUGUUACUGCUUUCAUUUUCUAGGCUUUAAUAUUUUUUAAUAUUUGUGUUAAUAUUUUUAAUUGGUUUUGGUUAAAUACAUGGUGAUGUAUUUGCACUUGGCAUAUAUAAAUAAAGAUGUAACUUUUUCAAAUA